GCCUGCGCGGCGGCGCGCGAACGGAGCGGCGGAGAGCGGUGGGGCUGCGCUGCGAGGGGGGAAAUGGCGGCCGCGGUGCUGGCGGCGCCGGAGGGCGGUUCCGCCGCGAUGCCGAUGGGGAGCGCGGCUACGUGUCCUCCUCCGGCCGGCCCCGCGGGCCCCGGCUCGUGGAGCCGAUCCUUGGACCGAGCCUUGGAAGAAGCGGCGGCCAGCGGCACGCUCAGCCUGAGCGGCAGGAAGCUGCGCGACUACCCGCGGGCCAGCGCCGCCAACCACGACCUGAGCGACACCACCCGCGCCGAUUUGUCACGGAACAGGCUGUCAGAGCUUCCAGCAGAAGCAUGUCACUUCGUCUCCCUUGAGAGCCUUAAUUUGUACCAGAACUGCAUUCGAUACAUCCCAGAGGCUGUUCUGAACUUACAGUCUUUAACGUUUCUAAAUAUCAGUCGAAACCAACUUUCAACGUUGCCAGUACACCUCUGUAGUCUACCACUAAAGGUUCUGAUAGCGAGUAAUAACAAGCUGGUUUCAAUACCUGAAGAAAUUGGACAGCUCAGACAGCUGACAGAGCUCGAUGUGAGCUGUAAUGAAAUACAGACAAUACCUCCGCAGAUCGGCAGUUUGGAAUCCUUACGGGACCUAAAUGUCAGAAGAAAUCACUUGGUGCGUUUACCUGAAGAGCUCGCUGAGUUGCCUUUGAUUCGAUUAGAUUUCUCCUGCAAUAAAAUAACAACAAUCCCAGUUUGCUAUAGGAACCUCAGACAUCUGCAAACCAUCAUGUUAGAGAACAACCCUCUCCAGUCACCCCCUGCACAGAUAUGUAUAAAAGGAAUUCACAUAUUUAAAUAUCUGAACAUAGAAGCAUGCAAGAUAGCUCCAGAUUUGCCUGAUUAUGAUAGGAGACCCAUGGGAUUUGGAUCUUGCCACGAGGAACUUUAUUCCAGUCGUCCAUAUGGAGCACUUGAUUCUGGCUUCAAUAGUGUGGACAGUGGAGACAAAAGAUGGUCAGGGAAUGAACCAACAGAUGAGUUCUCAGACCUCCCUUUACGUGUGGCAGAAAUCACUAAAGAGCAGAGACUGCGAAGAGAAAAUCAGUAUCAAGAAAACCGAGGGAGCUCAGUCGUAACCAAUGGUGGAGUGGAACAUGAUCUCGAUCAGAUCGACUAUAUUGAUAGCUGUGCCACGGAAGAGGAGGAGGAAGAGGUGAGGCAACCCAAGUGCGUGGACUCAGACAGCCUCAGCUCACAAUUCAUGGCAUAUAUUGACCAGCGGAGAAUCUCUAAUGAGAGCUCACCAGCAAAGCCUGCAUCUACUAGAGAAUUUCAGAAGGCUGAGGACACGAGACGGUAUUUACAACAAAACAGACCCCCAGCUGAUUCACCUUACUUUCUCUCUCUAUCAAGUCACCAGAGUCAGGUGCCCAAUACAGACCCCGACCUGCACCGCAGGCACAUAGAGCGUACCCGCCGGGAGGCACAGCUAGCAGCGCUGCAGUACGAGGAGGAAAGGAUGAGAACCAAGCAGAUCCAGAGAGAAGCUGUUCUCGACUUUGUUAAGCAAAAAGCAUCCUUAAGUCCUCAGAAAAGUCCUCUGGAUAGUGAGUGUCCCUUUCCAUCCAGAAGGUCUCAGCAUACUGAUGAUAGUGCCUUGUUAGUGAAUGGCUUUGAGCCUCUCUUUGUGUUUGAGAUUGACAAUAACACCAAUACCAUUAAGAGAAGGCCAGGGACUCGCAAACAGUCCCUCUCAGGGUUGAAUCAAGACAGCGGUGCUACUGCCCUGCCUAACGCCUCUGCCCUCAGCCCUGCCAAGAGUGAUGACAGAUCCACCAUCUCUCCUGGCUCACCCACCACUCAGACAGUCCACCUUUCCCCUGCACAUCCUGGUCAUGCAGCCCUGCCUUCCUAUAGAAACCCUUCCCAGCGACCCGAGAGUUUCCUUUUCCGAGCAGCUGUCAGGGAUGAAGCAAACAAAGUGGUUGCUUCAUCAUCUUCCCGUGCCUUGUCUCCUGCUAAUGAUCCUGCAGACACGAGAGUUAGACAGAACUCCAAGCAGCGUGAGGAGGAGCUGGAGCUAAUAGAGCAGCUACGUAAGAAUAUCGAAUCACGGUUGAAAGUGUCACUGCCCAGUGAUCUCGGAGCAGCUCUCACCGAUGGCGUCGUUCUGUGCCACCUGGCUAACCACGUCCGCCCUCGCUCUGUCCCCAGCAUCCACGUCCCCUCCCCUGCUGUUCCUAAGCUGACAAUGGCGAAAUGCAGACGAAAUGUGGAGAACUUCUUGGAAGCCUGCCGAAGGAUCGGGGUGCCUCAGGAGCAAUUAUGUUUGCCUCUCCAUAUUUUAGAAGAGAAGGGUUUGACACAGGUAGCUGUGACUGUGCAGGCGCUGCUGGAGCUGGCACCCCCAAAGCAGCAGCAGCUUCAACACUUGUCUGCUGCGUAAAGACCUCCGGGACUUUUGGGUUACCUUGGCUAAGCAGAAGGACGUCAAGACUUUACUGCCCGUGCAGUGCAUCCAAACACACAGAGCUCUGUUCUAAGGACACGAGUUUCCGUGAUUCCUGACAGGAACGUUUUUGCUUCGUUUCUCCAUUUUUUUUGGAGGUGACCGCAGUUUCCAGUAACGUUUUGAUUAGAGAGAAUUUUGCCCCCUGCUGAUAAACGGGUGGUGAGGAGGGCAGGGAGUGCAGGGGCUGUUGGAGCCGGCUGUAGAAACUGACCUUGUAGGUGGAAGACGGUGGUGUACAGUUGGGAAAGCUGUUCCUAUAGGAAUUCAUUUCUUUAAUGAAAAAGGAGAACAAGAGGUGGUUGCUGCAGUGGGCACGAGGGGGAUGAGAUGGCGUUCCUUCUCCACGGGAUUCAGAGGGACUUUCUUUGCCUCCUGAGAACAGCAGCUCUUUCCAUUGUAUAAACGUAUCUAUGUUUUUAAAGGAAUUGCAGCACAAUCUUAACCAGUGCGGUGUUUCCUAUCGGGGUCAGUCCUUGUGCAGCUGUCACCUGUGUUGGCAUAUCCUCAUUACUGAAGACGUGUAGGAAAAAAAGGGGGUUUCCCACCCCCAGAGGAAAAAAAUACUGCAUGUUUUCUCCACAAGAAACAUCUUGGUAAAAGAUGCUAAACCAGAACCGUUUAAAUCUAAUGGGUAACGGUAGCAUCCUUGCUGGGUUUGCAUUCUGUUUGGGCUUCAACGCAUCUAUCCGUGAAAACUCAUGCAAAAUUGGGGGUCUCCCACCUCCUCUCACCUCCCCUCCAAGCCCUGCGUGAUGCAUUCGGUUACUGAGUGGUUUUGUCACAUGGCUGCCAAGAAUCACAUCUGCAUCGCGCUGCAGUGCAAGGAGGGACAGCCUGCAGUGCGAGUCAGUAGGAAGCCGUGCCCGGGUCAUACUUCGGUGGGGGUGGAGCACCCGGUGCAGACAAUGCUGAGCAUCACCGCUGCUGAGAAAUGUGUCAUUUUAGGAACAUAAGGACUGAAUUUCCACAGGUGGGCUGCGUGUUGUCAAAGCAGAAGUACUGCAAAAGGUGGCUUCUAUUUUUGUGGGCUUGACGGGGCUUUAAGCCUUUGGUUAUGGCUGUUUGUAUAGAGGGAUGCACUGGUUUUACACAACUGCCGUUACUUUCUUCCUCUUUCUUUAACAUAAAAAUGGAAAUUCAGCAUGCAGGAACAGGAGAGGCAGCAGGCAGGUUUGGAAUUGCACUCAGAAGUCAGUGUGCAAAGCACAGAUGGGCAGCUCUCUGUGCCCUUGUCCCAGCAACAAGGCCGAGCUCGCUACCAGAUCAAUCACAGCAUCUUUUUUUUUUCCUCUAAGAAAGUCCUUGCAAAAUGCAGUUCUCCACCCAUGCAGUCCUUUUACUGAUUCUGAUCCAGUUCAGGCAUCCCAGAGCAGUGUGCCACUAACGUGGGUUGCAUGGAGUCUGAGAACAGCAUCGUGCCUCGGAGGUACGCUGGAAGCAGAAUACAUCAAGAGGAUUUCAUAGUUAUAAAGGAAGGAGAAGGAGUGAGGAACGGUGAGCUCAAAGCCAUUCUCGCCGCAGUGAACCUGCACGGGGACACUGGCAAAGGCUGCUCUUAGCUGGAUUUUUCCCCUUUUGAUUUGCAGCUUUGUUUCCACUCUGUUUGCUCCACGUAUGUGUCAGGACUCGCCGUGAUGGCUGUUGUAUCGCUGUUUCACACAACGAUUCCAGUUGCUCCUUAUUGGCAUUGGCUGGUCGUGUUGUAGGUCACAAAGAACACACGAAGGGGGGUUUAAAACUGCACAGCUGGAAGGAGAAACCUUUUCACUCCAAGUAGCGUGUUGCUCUGAGCUCUGCAAGAAAUGGAAAUGCCAACAGCUUGCAAUGUGUAGGGGAAGAGAGCAGCUCCGUGCAGGCCUGCUUUGCUCCCAGGUAGGUUUUAUGUUUCACAUAAUUCCACUUGUAGGAAUUACUGGGAAUUCUUGAAGGGUUACACAUAAGUGUCAGGAGUCACUGCUGCAGUUUGGUGGGUGGAAGGUCUGCCACUCACAGCAAACGGUGCAGCAUAGCACAGAUGUUUCUUGUGUGUUUGUCCCUCAUGCAGUUUGAAAGAGGAGGACACUGAAUUCAUGAUAGUUCUCAACAUUAGGUCAUUCGGAUCACAUGGGAGCACGUCACUUCUUACUAGCACUCAUAGACUAUGGAGCUGUGAGGGUGGUGUUUGCUUUAGUCCAGCUUCCAGCACUUACAGGAAAUGAAACUUAACAGUAUUCAGGUAGGUGGGAGCUUGACGUUUCAUUAAUACGAGUUCAUAGGAAUCAAUGGGUUGGGAGGUGGGGGGUCUGAGCUGCUCGAAAUGGCCGUGUUUGUUGUCUGGGUAGGACAGCCUCUCUCGGCUGCAGGCAGCACAUACACGUGCAUGUGAAAGGCAGUGUUAGUGUGGCCGGGCAGCUGCACGUCCCGAGCAUCACCCCUGUUGUCACAAGCAGCAGCUCGCCCCGGCACCUUCAGGUGUUUGUGGCCACCUUAGGUUAAGCUGCAUAGCCUUGUGUGUUCCUGCUGGCAGAUGCUAAAUGCUGACCAGAUGUUUAGGGCAAAAAUCCAAACCUGAAGUUUCAUCGUACGGUUUAUUUAAUGUGUUAUACCAAAAACAAGUGCUGUUUUGCAGACUCGGUGGGAUUUUUUAGUGUGUUCGUGUGCAAUUUUUGUUGUAUCCGGUGAAAAGAAUGUGUAUAGAAUUCUAUUCUGUGUUCAGAGGCAGUUACCUUUCCUUUCUGGGGCAUUUGUGUUGGAGGAUGUGGGAGGAAUCCAUCGCGGCGCUUUGUGCUUUGCUGGUGCUCAUCCACCAGCUCUGCUGUGUCACCAUCCUUCCUCCAGCGAUGGUGAGCGCUGACUUUGGGGCUCCACAACGUUACCCACUCAAAACCAAGCGGCAGUGGCACUGAGGGGUCCCUCAUAGCAUUGGUGUGAUGGGGUCAGAACAGCGGGGAUGUGAUUCCUCCCCUUGUGAAGGAGGGGACUUUGGUGGCCUGGCUGAAAUAAACCACAGAGAGCUUUUCCCAUCACCGAGAACUGCUCUGCUGUUGUCAGUCGUGACCCGGUGGCAAAUGGUUCUUUUUAUCCUCUUAUGACUAUAAACGUUCCUUUGAAAAAAACUAAAGACAAAAUAAAGUGUUUUAGGAACAGAGGACUCCUAAAGUGACUUUAGACGUUCAGAAAUCCUUUUGUAUAGAUACUGUGGUGUUUUACAAAGCAAUCUAAUUUUGUUAUUUCUGAAAGCAGUGUAAACGUGUAAUUAAUAAAGGAUUUUAAGGCUUCAUCCCAUGCUGUACGUCUGUAAAUACAUUCCAUAAUGUCUAUGUCUGUUAAAUAUAAAUAUGUUUGGAUACUGUACACUUUAUUUUAAAUUGCCUGUAUUCUGCCAGUAGUGUGAACUUCUAGCACAUUAAUAAUAUAAAAGGAAACCAUGGGUAAUUUGAAAUAAAGUUUUAAGACUUACA
Messenger RNA from Gallus gallus (chicken), 5942 nucleotides. RefSeq names its product leucine rich repeats and calponin homology domain containing 3 (gene LRCH3). Gene Ontology annotation, molecular function: protein binding. NCBI's taxonomy places the organism in Eukaryota, Metazoa, Chordata, Aves, Galliformes, Phasianidae. The record is from RefSeq and is a predicted model, not a curated record.